AUGUCCAUCCAACCCCGACCCCCGAUCCCACCCAUCACCGCCACCCCCUCCACCCAACUCGUCGAAUCCUUUCUCAACCAAUCCCUCACCGUCCUCAUCGCGUCCGAUGCGCGUCUACUGAUCGGUUACUUCACCUGCCUCGACCAACAAGGUAAUCUCGUACUCGACAACACGUACGAAUACCCUGCUGCGAAGGACGAACAAGAAGAGGAAGGGGUCUUGCCUUUGAAUCGAUUGGCGAGUCAAGAAGGACGGUCCGUCGGUAUGGUGUUGGUGCCUAGGAAGGAAUGGAAGGGGGUGUGGUUGUAUACGGGCGAACAGACCGCAGAGAAAGAGCAGGAAAACACUACCCUCUCGAACGACGCCUACAUCUGA
Molecule: messenger RNA, 375 nt
Organism: Microbotryum saponariae
Lineage: Eukaryota; Fungi; Basidiomycota; Microbotryomycetes; Microbotryales; Microbotryaceae
Source: the annotation of a GenBank genome assembly